Messenger RNA from Onthophagus taurus, 2214 nucleotides. RefSeq names its product Matrix metalloproteinase 1. The record is from RefSeq and is a predicted model, not a curated record. Gene Ontology annotation, molecular function: zinc ion binding; metalloendopeptidase activity. Gene Ontology annotation, biological process: proteolysis; collagen catabolic process; extracellular matrix organization. Gene Ontology annotation, cellular component: extracellular matrix. Lineage: Eukaryota; Metazoa; Arthropoda; Insecta; Coleoptera; Scarabaeidae.
GAAUAGUAUUGGACUCGGACCGAACCGAGACAACCAAACCAAAUAAAAUAUACCGCGUAAAUUUUCGCGUUAGUUACGCACGGUUUUUUUUUAUACUUACAAAGAAAAUUAUUACAAAAAGUUUUGGUUGAAUCGGUGUAAAACAUCUUCAACGUUAAGAUUUUCUUUCGAAUUUUCUAAAAAUAAUUAUUUUUUUUUUGAAAAAUCGAAAAUGAAGAUCAGUGCGAUUGUUACAAUCUUUUUCGUCAACUUUUUCGGUUCGAAAGCUGCUUCAUUAGGCUCCAAUGAAGUUAUGGUUUACCUUUCUCAAUACGGAUACGUAUCUAGCGGGAAUCUUAUGAAUUCUAGUAGGUUACUAGACGGAUCGAUAUUAAAACAAGCCAUAGAAGAAUUUCAAAGCUUUGCGGGACUUGCAGUAACAGGUGAAAUGGACGAAGAAACUGAAUCUGUGAUGAAAUUACCUAGAUGUGGUGUCAAAGAUAAAGUUGGAUCUGGAAGUGAUUCUCGAUCAAAAAGAUACGCUUUGCAAGGGAGUAGAUGGAAGAUAAGAAAUUUAUCUUAUAGAAUAACCAAGUAUCCAGUAAAUGUACCUAAAGAUGAGGUCGAUAAUGAGAUACAAAGAGCCUUUGACGUUUGGUCCGAUCACACAGACUUGACAUUUAAGCAAAUGAGAAGGGGUUCGGUAAACAUUGAAAUUAAAUUUGAGAAGGGAGAGCAUGGAGAUGGGGAUCCCUUCGAUGGUCCUGGUGGAACUUUAGCCCACGCUUAUUUUCCAGUUUUUGGAGGUGAUGUUCAUUUUGAUGCUGCUGAGCAAUGGACCAUUAAUAAAUACAGUGGGACCAACCUUUUCCAAGUAGCGGCUCAUGAAAUCGGUCAUUCUUUAGGUUUAAGUCACACUGAUGUAAAAAAUGCUUUAAUGGCACCAUUUUAUCGAGGUUAUCAACCUUAUUUCGUAUUAGAUUCCGAUGAUAUUUCGGGAAUUCAAAGACUAUAUGGUGGAAAAACUACUGUGACUGCUUCCCCACCGGUAGAUAGAGACGACAAAGAGGGUACACCAACGAAUAUUUCACCUGACGAACAAAUUUUGUGCAAAGACCCAAAAAUCGAUGCAAUUUUCCAAAGCGCCGAAGGAAAUACUUAUGUGUUUAAAGGAAAUCAAUAUUGGAGGUUAAACGAUCAAAGUAUAGAUCCUGGAUAUCCAAAAUUAAUCGCAAGUGGAUGGCCUGGGCUACCUGGAGAUAUAAGUUCAGCUUUUACUUAUAAAAAUGGGAAAACUUAUUUCUUUAAGGGUACAAAAUAUUGGAGAUAUAAUGGGCGAAGAAUGGAUGGGGAUUAUCCUAAAGAUAUAUCGUCUGGUUUUGCUGGAAUUCCCGAUGAUAUUGAUGCCGCUAUGGUUUGGAGUGGAAAUGGAAAAAUUUAUUUCUUCAAAGGUAGUAAAUUUUGGCGUUUCGAUCCAAUGCAACGCCCACCAGUAAAAAGUACCUAUCCAAAACCAAUUUCAAAUUGGGAGGGAAUACCAAAUAAUCUCGACGAUGCUUUCCAAUACUCAAACGGUUACACGUACUUCUACAAAAAUGGAGCUUAUUAUAGAUUCAACGAUCGCGCGUUUGCCGUGGAUGCAGCAACUCCAGCUUUCCCAAGAUCAGCAGCUUAUUAUUGGUUCGGGUGUCAAUCGGCACCUACAGGAACCAUAGGUACACCAAUAUACAAAGAAGGGCUACAUGAAGGGGACGAUGACGGCUACGAUUCAUUCGAUGCAGUCAUUCGUAAGAUACGUCAACAAUUGUUUGAUUCCCUCAACAAGUCUGAUAUGCCAAGGUUCUUCAGACAACCGGACAGAUUCUGACGUCGCAGCUACACAUAUCUGUCCGUUUUAUAAUCGAAGACAAUUCUGAUACAUCAAGCGAAGCCUCUGUUGGUUUGGGAAGGAGUUCCUCCACGCGAUUUUUGCCAUCAUUAACAACGAUCGCAACAGUUUUCGUCGUCGAUUUAUUGAGGAGAUUUCUUGCAUCGUGAUACGAUUUAAGAAGAGAUCGUUGGAUUUUUAGGUUUUAACCGCGUUGUAGCACAGUUCUUUUAUAAAUGAUUGUGAUGCAACAACCCCACAAAAAAAAGGACCACAAUAUGAUAUCAUCGUCCCCAAGAAAAAAAUCUAUCGAUUAGUUAAGAAAAUUUUAACACUAAUUUUUAUUUUGUACAUAGUUUUUCUCAACA